This is a messenger RNA of Dissoconium aciculare CBS 342.82, 2603 nucleotides long. RefSeq lists its product as uncharacterized. The transcript has a single exon. The coding region runs from base 382 to 2589 and encodes 735 amino acids. Lineage: Eukaryota; Fungi; Ascomycota; Dothideomycetes; Mycosphaerellales; Dissoconiaceae. The record is from RefSeq and is a predicted model, not a curated record.
UAGCGACAUACUCUCCAGAAGUGCGUCUACCGUGGCGUCGGACUGCGGCAGCACGUGAAUAGACGACAUCUCGUGCAGUGCUCGAUACCGAGCCUGGAAAGUUAUGCACAUCGCUUGGAAAUGUGCGCAAAUGCUGGCUGCAUGAGUAAGCGCGAAGGACAAGGAAACAGGCGCGAAGGACAGACGCGAAGGACAUAUGGCGUCCAAGCUUGACAAAAUAAUCAGCAUACGUUGAAUCGAGCAUCGGGCCAGGCCUCGAGGCUCGCCACGCCGGGGCAAGAUAUCAGCCGUCAUGCUUCGAUUUCCUUGCAAAACUUCAGAUCGGGACACGAAUCGAAUCAGUAUUCGUCGACGCUACUAUCUACUCGCCAUCUUUCAAGAAUGAAUACGGCCAUGCUGGGUUGGGACUCAUUUGCUCAUCCGGUCGCCCUCUUGUCUCUAUUCACACUUUGCUGCAUCUGGACAUGGUGGAAGUCCGCCAACCGAGCUGUCAAGCAGCCCGCACCUGAAAAGCCACACAAGAUCGCGGAGCACAUCAUCGCAGCUGCACCUCAGCUUGAAUCUGCGAAGACUUAUAGAAGUCUGUACUAUAAGAUACAGAAUCUCGAGUUCUUUCCAGAAUGCAUUCUGCAAGCGCGGCAAGUCCUCGCAGGCCUUCUCGUUGAGGGUCUGCAGAAAGAACACUACCGAUGUCGCAAGGAGAGCCUCCUAGACCUGGUAGAUUAUGACCCGAUAAGGCUGAGCCACUUCAUCAAAGCCAAUCUCAACGAUACCUUAGACCAGUGGGUCAGAUACGUAGAUCGAAGAAAGGCUGGACAGGGCCCGGAACUGUUUAGCACUCACGACCAAGCGAAAGCAUGGCUUGUCAGCCAAGCACCAUUGAACUACGUGGAUGGGGCUUGGCUAAGUCAUAUUCAUAAAACAGACACCCCGUUCCAAUUGCGCAGUAUAACUGUCCAUGCUUGGCAAAUCCUGUCUGAAGAACUUGGCGAUGGCAACCUGGAAGAAAAUCAUGUUCAGCUCUUUAUAUCGUUACUCCGAUCCGUGGGAGCCAACUUACCCGAAGGCGACACACUGGCCUUCGCCGAAUCUACGGAUGGCAUGAACGAUGAACUUGUGUGGAAGGCAGCCGUAACUCAAUUGAUUGUAUCGCUCUUCCCACACGAGUUUCUCCCGGAGAUUCUCGGCUUCAAUCUGCACUUCGAGCAACUUUCAAUGCAGACUCUGAAGGCAGCGAAAGAGCUUGAGGAGUUCGCGAUCUCUGGAAAAUACUACUCGUUGCAUAUAUCCGUUGACAACAUCGAUUGUGGACAUUCUGCCAUGGCACUGGAGAUCAUCGAUCGCUACAUGAAACAUAUUGCACAGAGUGGAAGCGACGAGGCUCAAUCAUUCUGGAAACGGAUUCAAGCAGGUUAUCUACUAUCUCAAAAUCUCGACGACUGCACAACUGCAAAGCAACACGAAGAGCAACUAGCCAAGUCGCUCUCCGAGAAGAUGCUUGUCUCGAGCAAGAUUCAUUGCGGAAGUCGAGUACGUGUUGGAAAGCUGAGUCUUCAAGACUGGAUGAAUACUCUGGGACGAAUCAACGAUGAGGGCUCUAGCCAGGAAUUUCUCAGCAUCCUAGCUGGCGCGAAGCCGUGGGUCAAGCGCGGUGACAGCAAGGGUAGUCUUAUCAUGCGCGAAAUAUCGCGGGGCGGAAAAAUGUUUGGAGCCUUCACGGCGAUGGAAGUCAGCCGUUUGCGCACGUGGAUUGAUGGUUUGAGCGAUCAGGUUCUUUCAGACGAAGAGAAAUACUGGCGAAAAAUUGGACAGCAAGACCAGGAACACAUAGUCAUCGCCAUACCAUCAUACGCGAUGCUCGUCGGCCAAGAUGAGAUGAGCUGUCCGCAGCUGCCUAGAUACGUCCUGCAUGGCAAAGACUUCACCCCGCGCCCACCAAUCGAAGGAUCAGGCGUGGAAAUGAGAGAUCUAGUGUCGCUUUGGUUUGCACACUGCUUCUUGUUGGAGAGCCUCGUCACCUCGCCUUACAGAACUGCAAAUGCCCUCAGCUCUUGUGUCCUGAGAAUACUUCGAGCCGAACGGGGCUACAAGAUCAGCGGAGACAGCAUUGCAGGCAUGGACGAGCUCGUGCAGGUCACUCGUAAUCCAUCUCUCGUCGACAUUGGUUUGGAAAUCAUCCGCAGGCAACAGCUGCCAUAUCCGGAUACUCUGCACGAGAUCAUCAAGCCUAACAACAGAGAUGCAUCAAAAGCUUCCGAUCUAUCGCAGGCAAUGAUAUCUUGGGCGGCAAAGCCUCUGCAGAACAGAGUUUUCCUCCUUGGUAUCGCGCGGGCCUUCGUUGAUUUGGAGCUAUGGGUCGGUGCCGGGGCGGACAUCUUGCCGCCGCAAGCAGGCGCGGCUCUCAGGCAGAUUGUUGCCUCGAAAAUGGAUGCUUUCAAUGAUUGUUGGCAGGAGCUUAGCACAUUCGCGAGUGAAGCCAGCGAAUUUGUGAGCGCAUACCACUUCGGUCGCGCCAAGAUCGCAGAGACGCUCUUUUCUGAACAAGAUGAGAAUGUGCAACAUGUCCCGCACGACAGCGAAAAACAUUGACCGCGCGUUGGUCC